Messenger RNA from Fonsecaea monophora, 1599 nucleotides. RefSeq lists its product as hypothetical. NCBI's taxonomy places the organism in Eukaryota, Fungi, Ascomycota, Eurotiomycetes, Chaetothyriales, Herpotrichiellaceae. Bases 1 to 1599 code for a protein of 532 amino acids. The transcript has 4 exons. The record is from RefSeq and is a predicted model, not a curated record.
AUGGGGGAUGAUGAGCGAAAUGCCAAGUUGGUGGCAGAGAACUACGCCAUUCGAACAGCUUGGGUUCGAGCAAGGCAGCAGACCGCCAACCUGGAGAUGAUGUUGCGCAAUUUGAAGGAGACAUUAGACUCCUGUCUUGAGCUUGGAGCAGAUAGAUUGGAAACUCUGGCCGAAGACCGAAGUAAUGUAAUAUCGACGAAGUCCACCCAGGAAACCCAGCCCAUCUCGGGCACUCCAAACCAGUCCCCACGAUCAAGCAGCCGACAACAAGACCAAGCCAGCCCUCAUGACUCCCACGACUUUGAAAUAGCCACAUCUCGUUGGGUUGAUCAAAACUGCAACCAGAAGCAGCUCGAAUCAAGUAUGGUACAGGACCAGUCCUUGCAAGAAUUCACAGCGGAGACACAACUGGUUGCCCCAGUCAUGGAACCAAACACGAACCAUGAACCAACCACGUGGUGGUCCCCGCUGGAUCUCAGUCAGACCUUGCUUGACACCCAACCCGGCACUGGGACGCAUGGCAUCGCUGAACUCUGGACUUGCAGUGCCCUCCAAUCUCCCGGACUGGAAGCCCCUGCUCCCAUCCACUUUGAGUCCCAUGAAAUGUCCAGACCGUGUCUCGUACGUGAGCUGGACCCACCAUCGGUUUUUUGCGAUUCGCCAUCCGCCUACCUGGAAGCGAUGGAAUCAUGUUUGACUGCCUUUGUCCGCUUUCUUGGUGCAAAGGCGACGGAAGAAGUGGUUCUCAAGGGAUGCCUCGCCCUGAUGAUACUUUUCAGUCGAUAUGUCUGGCCAGGCCCUUCAGAAAUGUGGUUUGGCUCCUUUUGUUACGCUAUGGCUGAGCACAUGUUGUUCUGGCGAGCCGGCUCGAUGACCAAAUUUGCAAAACGACCACCCGCAUAUCUGAUGCCCAACGAGUUUCAGGAGACAAAGCGUCCCCCUCCCAUGAUUUCCUGGAUCUGCAUUGAGCCACUACGGAACCAGAUCAUCCGGCACGCCAGCCACACGCGGGAUUUCGACUCAAUUUGGAUUGACUGCAUGGCAUAUGCCGUGGUCGAAAUCGAUGACAUCUCCACUAUCCUUACCGGCGUCGAACCUGGACCCGGCUUCCUGGGAGCUUGGAACCUAUUUGAUGCCAUCAGUCAAUCACCAUGCUCGGAUACAUUUCAGCAAAGCAAGUGCCAGUGGACACAGGGGAACAGCUUCCCUGAGCUUUCUGCUCUCGACAGUGCCGGGCUUCUACCAGUGUAUAGAAUGCAACUCCCCGACGAGCCAGAAACCUCGUAUGGAAAGGCUCCGCGGCUAGGUUACUGGGAACCCGUAUCGCUGGCGGACCUCCUCGCCAGCCCUGAAUUGGCGCGGAAGCUAUAUUACCACCUAGAACUGUACAAGUCGCACUGUUCUUGGAAACUCGAUCCCUCUUUCUUCCAAAAGCACCCCGCUUUGAGAUGGCCAGGUUACGAGAAGUUCACGGCACCUGGACGUGGUUUUCGAUUGACCCCUCACUCAAUCUCCAUGCCCAUCCGGCAAACACGAGAAGAGGUCCUCUCUCAAUUUCAACAGGCGCUAUUUGAGAUGCACCCACUACGAGUACUCUGA